This is a messenger RNA of Chilo suppressalis (striped riceborer), 916 nucleotides long. The record is from the annotation of a GenBank genome assembly. Lineage: Eukaryota; Metazoa; Arthropoda; Insecta; Lepidoptera; Crambidae.
CGCGAAAGAUAUCCUGAUAGAGACAUACCACGGAGGAAAAACAAAGAGACAUACCUUUUCGAUAUGUGUUUAAAAGGUUAGUGGAUACUUUAAACAAUUUAGGGCGUUUUGAUAUGCGCUUACAGAAUCCAGAACAGCGGGUGAUAAACGUCAACGACGAUGAAAAUUUUAACUUACUUUGAGGCGUAUCCGAAGAGUUCAGUGAGGGAAGGUGAAGAAGAAAUUGGAAUUUCCAAGAGUAAAAUACACCGAGCAUUGAAAAAAUACAAGUUUAAGAGUUAUGUUGAAGGACGAUUAGUGCAAAAAUUACGCCGGGGAGAUGCUGAAAGACGUCUUAAUUUUUGUCACCAUAUUGAGAGGCUCAUCCUUGAGAAUCAAAAUGUUCUGGAGACCAUUAUUUGGUCAGACGAGUCAAACUUCAGUAACAAUGGUAUGUACAACCGGCGUAAUAAUCGUAUUUGGUCCAGACAGAAUCCCUUACGAAUCCACGAGACUAAUGAUCAAGUGCAUUUUUCUUUUAACUGUUGGUGUGGGAUUGUUAAAAACCGAGUACUCUUAAUACAUUUUUACGAAGGAAAUCUGGCGCCGGCUCGUAACAGUAGGAGAACUGCCGAGUUUCUUAAUGAACAUUCUCCUUCAUGGAUCGGUACUUAUGGACAAAUUCGAUGGCCAGCGUGAUCCCCAAAUCUAACCCCACUGGACUUUUUUGUGGGGUUAUGUAAAAGAUGUAGUAUACAAGAACCGGUACGACAGUGUUCAGGAGUUACAAAAUGAACUCAGACGUAUUAUAACAAACAUUCACCACGUAAAGAUAAUGAAAUCGACAGGCAGAGAAAUUAUUAAAAGAGUGAGAAUUUGCAUACAACAAAAUGGAUUACAUUUUGAACAUUUGAUAAAUUAAAUAUUUCUUUUUUUU